AUGGUGAAGGAGAGCCUGCCCAGCUGGGUCCAUCGGGACUCAGAUGAGGGCCUGGUCCAUGUGAAUGUUGGGGGGCUGAAGAGGAGCCUGUGUCCCAGCACUUUGAGGAAGUUUCCAGACACAAGACUGGGAAAACUGCUGGCCUGUGACUCUGAGGAGGCUAUACUACAGGUGUGUGAUGACUACGACGUGCAGCAGAAGGAGUUUUAUUUUGACAGAAACCCCGGCCUGUUCCCAUAUGUCCUUCACUUCUACCAGACCGGGAAACUGCACAUCAUGGAUGAGCUGUGUGUCUUCUCCUUUAGCCAGGAGAUAGAGUACUGGGGCAUCAAUGAGUUUUUCCUGGACAGUUGCUGUAGUUACCGUUACCACGACCGCAAGCUAGAGAGCAGCCGUCACCACAGUUGGGACGAUGAGAGUGACGUCAGCAGCGUGGCCACCUCUGUCGACGAGAUAUCUGACUUAAACAGAGACAUCCAGCAAUUCCAGCAGAUGCGUUUCGGCAACAUCAGGAAGUGUCUGUGGCUGACUCUGGAAAACCCUGGCUACUCAAUUCCCAGUAAGCUGUUCAGUCUGCUCUCCAUUGGGGUGGUGCUCACAUCCAUCGCCACCAUGUGCAUCAACAGUAUACCGGAGUACCAGACUUUUGACGCUGAUGGAAAGCUAAUAGAGGACCCCACCAUGCAGGCUCUGGAGAUCUUCUGUACCUGCUGGUUCACCUUCGAGGUGGUGACACGGCUGGUCCUGGCGCCUAACAGGAGGAAGUUCUUCCAUCACCCUUUGAACAUGAUUGACAUGGUGUCUGUGUUUCCUAUCUACAUAACCCUCAUCUUCGACAUGACUCUGGGGUCAGAAUCAGAGCUGGGAGACCUGGGACGACUGAUACAGGUCUUUAGGCUGAUGAGGAUCUUCAGAGUACUGAAGCUGGCCAGACAUUCGACAGGGCUUCGCUCACUGGGAGCAACACUCCGGCACAGUUACCGUGAAGUGGGGAUACUGCUGCUCUACCUCGCUGUAGGAGUCUCCGUCUUCUCUGGCAUGGCCUACACUGCUGAAUAUGAGGAGGAUGUUGGUUUGGACACCAUCCCAGCCUGCUGGUGGUGGGGUACGGUCAGCAUGACCACGGUGGGAUAUGGGGAUGUGGUACCCGUCACGGUCGCUGGUAAGCUGGCAGCAAGCGGCUGCAUUCUUGGUGGCACCCUGGUGGUGGCCUUGCCCAUUACCAUCAUCUUCAACAAGUUCUCCCACUUUUACCGCAAGCAGAAAGCUCUGGAGGCGUCGGUGAGGAACAACAACAGGCGAAAGCUGAAGGUGAGACUGGAGAGUAACAAAGAUGAAGAUGAGGAAGAUGCCUCAGAGGGGGAUAGCUGCUGUCUGGAUGAUGAUGAUGAUGAUGAUGAAGAGGAUGAUAUAGACUAUGAGGAUGAUGGAGGCGUGGUGAAUUAUAGCUACGUGGAAUACCCGUCUUACAUGACAUCAAUAGGGAAAAAGGAGUUAUAUCAACUUUGAAGACUGGACUAAGUUGAACAUAGGUGAAAAGAAGUAAAAUAACAUAAUUAAACUCAACUAAACUUAAUGGAUUAAAUGGA
Messenger RNA from Lampris incognitus (smalleye Pacific opah), 1589 nucleotides. Its product is annotated as potassium voltage-gated channel subfamily S member 2. Gene Ontology annotation, cellular component: voltage-gated potassium channel complex; membrane. The record is from RefSeq and is a predicted model, not a curated record. Lineage: Eukaryota; Metazoa; Chordata; Actinopteri; Lampriformes; Lampridae. The transcript has 9 exons. Gene Ontology annotation, biological process: regulation of delayed rectifier potassium channel activity; potassium ion transmembrane transport; protein homooligomerization. The coding region runs from base 1 to 1509 and encodes 502 amino acids. Gene Ontology annotation, molecular function: protein binding; delayed rectifier potassium channel activity.